Molecule: messenger RNA, 723 nt
Organism: Sinocyclocheilus rhinocerous
Lineage: Eukaryota; Metazoa; Chordata; Actinopteri; Cypriniformes; Cyprinidae
Exons: 5
Coding region: 1-723 (240 amino acids)
Source: RefSeq, a predicted model, not a curated record
AUGAAGAUCCUUCAGCUUCAGCUCUAUGUAUUAAUGUGUUGUCAAGCUGCAGUUUCAGAUCUAUCAACUGAUUUGGGAUCAAAUGUGACCAUAAACUGUGAUCUUGAUGAAAAUGAGGUUUAUUGGAUUUUACUGAAAACAUCAGAUCCUCCGACAGUGAUUCUACGAUCAUUCUCAACACCAAAAUCACCUUUUUACUUUAACAAAACAUUCAGAAACAAAUAUUCAGUGCAGUUUAAACAUCGUCUGGUUAUUAAUAAUGUGACUGCUGAUGAAUUAGGAGUUUAUUACUGUAUGAACACAGAAACACCUCCAAAACUCAGCAACAGCACCAGACUAUACAUCACUGAAUCAGCUCAUCUAACUGAGUGUCACAAUCAUACAGUGGAGGAGUUUAUUGAUCAGAAUCAGACACAAUGGCAGAUUAUCAUCAUCAUCAUAUCUGGCCUGAUGAACGGACUUCUGCUCAUUGUGGUGAUCGGACUAUUAAAGGUUUUUGUUGUUGGAAAUAAAAGAUCUUCAGAACGAACACAACAACUCAACACUGAUCUACAGCAGAUGCAGGUUACAGAGCAGCAUCAGGACCAAUUACAGCUCGAGCUUAUAUCGUUUUCUUCAUUGCUCUUUCGUGAGGUGGAUUUUUCCAAGCUGCGUAGAAAUAUUCGGACAAGCCAAGUCAACAGCACCUAUGCUGCUCUAAAGCCACCAACACAUAACACAUGA